Messenger RNA from Protobothrops mucrosquamatus (brown spotted pit viper), 1059 nucleotides. Its product is annotated as isopentenyl-diphosphate Delta-isomerase 1. The record is from RefSeq and is a predicted model, not a curated record. Gene Ontology annotation, cellular component: cytoplasm. Bases 160 to 843 code for a protein of 227 amino acids. NCBI's taxonomy places the organism in Eukaryota, Metazoa, Chordata, Lepidosauria, Squamata, Viperidae. Gene Ontology annotation, biological process: isoprenoid biosynthetic process; isopentenyl diphosphate biosynthetic process. Gene Ontology annotation, molecular function: isopentenyl-diphosphate delta-isomerase activity. The transcript has 5 exons.
GCUGGGGGAGGGGCGGCGCCGCUCCACUUUUCACCGCGGGCGGGCGGCUGUUGCUAUCAAUCCAGCAGCCGGGGACGGAGGUUGAUCUCGCCUGCUUCUGUCGCGGUCUCGAAGGUGAACGGAGCGCGUAUAUUUUUUAGGGAGAUCAACUACACAAUUAUGCCUGAAAUAAAUACAGAUCAAUUGGAUGAGCAGCAAGUGCAGUUGCUGUCAGAGAUGUGCAUCCUAAUAGAUGAAAAUGACAACAGGAUUGGUUCAGACACAAAGAAAAACUGCCACCUGAAUGAAAACAUUGACAAAGGAUUAUUGCAUCGUGCCUUCAGUGUCUUUUUGUUCAACACAGAGAAUAAGCUACUGUUGCAACAGAGAUCAGAUGCCAAAAUCACUUUUCCAGACUGUUUUACCAAUACUUGUUGCAGUCAUCCACUAAGCACCCCCCUUGAACUGGAAGAAUAUAAUGCCAUUGGCGUUCGAAGAGCAGCGCAGAGAAGACUGAAAGCUGAGUUAGGAAUUCCACUGGAUCAGGUCACCCCAGAAGAAAUCUUCUAUCUAACCCGAAUUCACUACAAAGCCCAGUCCAAUGGAAUUUGGGGAGAACAUGAAAUAGAUUACAUCCUUUUCGUGCAGAAGAAUGUAACGCUGGAUCCAGAUCCCAAUGAAAUUAAAAGCUACUGCUAUGUGACACAAGAAGAAUUGAGAAAACUCCUGGAAAAGGCUUCUCAAAAUGAAAUUAAGAUUACUCCAUGGUUCAAACUAAUUGCAGAGGCGUUUAUCUUUAAGUGGUGGGAUAACUUGAAUAAUUUGAAGAGAUAUGUUGACCAUGAUAAGAUACACAGAAUGUAACAGAUUAGGCUGUUCUAAAAUAUACCUUAAUUUUUUCAUGCUGAGUAAGUUCAUUGAACCAAUGUAUUUGUAGAUUGAUUGCAACAUAGAAAAUUAGGAAUAGGCCCCCUUAAGUGGAAAUUAGAUAUUUACCUCACAUUGCAUAGCUGGCUUGCCCCUGGAAUAAUAUUUCUUUUCCUUUCAUUUCAUGGUAUUAAUAAAAAGUCAUUAACAAGU